UGUACAUAUAUAGUGUAUUACCUACUGUUGAAUUCUAUAUAGUGUUUGCGUACUUAACCUCAUCAACAGAACCAUCAGAAAAACGUGUAGUGAUAUAUAUUAAAAAACAAUGGCAACAAUAAUGGAAUUAAUUAAUUUUUAUGACCACAGUUCAAAGGAAUACGAGCAACUGUUACAGGACUUAAUAUGUUCUAAUGGAGAUAUACCAUUUAAUAUAGAAGAAGUUGACGAAGCACAAAGUGUAAUUAUAUCAACUAUUAAUAAUUACUUAAAUCGAGCUCACACAAGAUAUAAUGGUUUAGUAAUUUUAGAUAAGAGUUUGUCACAAUGUUCAAAAGAUAUACUUUUAAAAUAUAGCAUCCUAUGGAUGUCAAAAGCCACACAAGUAUUAGAAAGUAUUCAUAGUGUUCCACAAGAGUUGAAUAUCUCUUGCAAAGUGCUUGGACAAUUAAUUAUACAAACAAAGGAGAUUCCUGAAAUACAGAAACAAGUAUCUAUGCAAAAUGUGAAACAACUUGUAAAUGCUAUUGGGAAUUUAGAUUCAGAAAAACAUUGUGGUUCAGUAUAUUAUUUAAUUGCCGUGUUAUUACAUCAAUAUCCUGAAGUAUGUGAGCGUUUCCAAGUAACUUUGAAAAGUCUAAUACUACCACAAAUUGAUUCCACUCAAGAAAAUGUAGUUAAUUCUAGUGCAAGAUGUUAUGCGCUUUUAGCUAAAGCUACAGAACGUUCAUUUAAACCACCAGUUUCAAAGCCCACUUAUACUGGAUGGUUAUAUCACCAAGCGCUUAUUUGUAAUAAUUUACAUACUAUAAUGGACAUAUUGUUUUCUAAUUUGAUAGAACUACAAAAUGUAAGAAUUUGGGAUAAAUUAGAUUUACCGAAUAUAUCUGAAGAAAAUAUUAUUCAAUUUUACUUCAAACAAAAGCGAAGAUUUUUAAAUCUGUGUUCUUAUUUAUCUUGUAUGUUACGUGGAUUUGAUAAAAAGAAUUCAGUAUUACCCAAUGAGAUUUUGAAAGUUUUAUGUAGAGGAUUAGCAAUACAACCUUCAAAUCUAAAAAAACAAAAUUCUGUUAAAGAACAAAUGUUGUAUCUUAUAUUACCACAGUUGCACAUUGCUUUGUUUAAUGUGUUGGAUGCAUUAAUAAAUGGAUUCAAGGAGCAGUUAAUACCGUUUGGGUCAACAAUAUUACAAUUAUUUCUUCAAUCAUUACAAUGGACUGAAACAGUUUUAAAAGAUAAAAUAACCCUGAGUGGUGAUAAACCAUUCAAAAAUGUACGAAUAUCUGUUUAUAAGUGUCUUACAUCUUGGCUAGUGAAUACUAACUCACUGUCAGGUAUAGAGACAAUUGCUGAUGAAUAUCUUCCUUCUAUGUUAAAAGAUAUUGUACCAGAAAAAGAUUGUGUUUUAUUAACUAUACAAAAAACUCACAAUUUAUCAAAAAGAGCAUUGAAACGUCUUCGAGAUAGUCAAUAUGAGAAAGGUACAUAUUUAGGUAAUGGAUUGACGUCCAGCAAAGAAUAUUAUUUAGACACAGAUAUAUGUAAAGGGUCUCUUACUGUGUUGCAAAAUAUAUUUUUCAAUGGUGGAACUUGUUUGAAGCAAACAUUUUUUAAAACAAUACAAAAUAUGAUAAUACCUCUUUUAUAUGACUGUUACUUGAGUUCUGUAGAGCAGAAAUUUUAUAAAGAAAAUUCUGAUUGCCGUUUGCAAUUACUAAGACUUUUGAGAGCUUUACAAAUUAAUCCGCAUUGUUCAGUGCCUUUGCCUACACAAUAUUCUUUACAAAUAUUUGAAAUGGCUUUACACGACACUAACUUGAACAUUACGCAAGAAGCAAAAAUUGCAUUAGCAGAAUUAGAUAAAAUUGUACAUCCCCAUGCGCCAUCCAUACAAUUAACUCAAGUAGAAAUAAUACAGAAGGAAUUUGUUGCUGAAAAUCGAAGUGCAGAGCAUAGAGAGACAGGAGAUACAUAUUCAGUUGAUACUGAAAAUGUGGUAAUUCAAGAUACAGUUUCAGUCGAUGCUGAAAAUGUGAUAGUUCAAGAUACAGAACUAUCAUCAAAUACAAACAAUGAAGGAAAUUCUCAUCCCGAGGAAAAUAUUUUAGAUGAAGAUAUGAUACCAUCUUCAAAUAAAAGAUUAAAAAUAGUAGAUUUACAUCUAGAUAAAUCAGUUAAAUCUACUCUAAAAACUAGUGAUAUAAAUAUUAAUGAAAAUAUUUCAGAUGACUUACAGCCAGUACAAGAAAAUAGAAUAGAAAAUGAAGAACUCAUGGAAAUUCCAAAUAAAUCAUUAGACGAGGCUGAAAUGGAGCUAAUUUUAAAGGAUACAGCAAAAAGUAUAGAUAGUGAAAUGAAAUCAACAUCACCAAUUCUCAGUAAAGAAACUGAUGAUUCUCAAUUAAAUAAAAUAGAUCCCUCUGGAAAUGAUCACCAAAAUCAACAAAACAAUCUUGAUAUGAAGGAAGUCUCUCAAGAACAUUUAUCGAUAGAGAGUGAAAAGGAAGAAGAAAUUUUACAGUUGUUUCAGGAUGUACCAAAAAAUGAUGUUUGAUUAUAGUGUUUCUAUUUUUUAAAUGCAGAACAAACAUAUUAUUUUAUUGAUCAAAUAAAUCUUGUUU
Nomia melanderi (Alkali bee) is the source of this 2621-nucleotide messenger RNA. RefSeq names its product proline-, glutamic acid- and leucine-rich protein 1. Gene Ontology annotation, biological process: rRNA processing. Lineage: Eukaryota; Metazoa; Arthropoda; Insecta; Hymenoptera; Halictidae. Gene Ontology annotation, cellular component: nucleus. The record is from RefSeq and is a predicted model, not a curated record.